CCGAAAGGCCUCCGCCCCAGACCCCUCCGCCCCAUGGUCUUGCUAGAGACAUAUUGCCCGGAUCAUCCCCCUCUGGACAAUCUCACUCGUGCACUGCCCUUUGUGCGAAUCGCCACCAUGAUGCUCGCUACUCGCUCUCUCGUCGGCACCGCCCGCGUUGCCACUCGCGCCUUCUCCACCGCCACCUACGACGCCACCAUUGCCAACCUCAAUGUUACCAAGGACACCAAGGUCAUCUGCCAGGGUAUGACCGGUAAGCAGGGUACCUUCCACACCGAGCAGGCCAUCGCCUACGGCACCAAGAUGGUCGGUGGUAUCUCCCCCACCAAGGCCGGCACCGAGCACCUCGGCCUUCCCGUCUUCGCCACCGUCGAGGAGGCCCGCAAGGCCACCAACGCCGAUGCCUCCGUCAUCUACGUCCCUCCCCCUGGCGCUGCCAAGGCCAUUCUCGAGGCUGUCGAGGCUGAGGUCCCCCUGAUUGUCUGCAUCACCGAGGGUAUCCCCCAGCAGGAUAUGGUCCGCGUCAAGCAGGCCCUCCUUACCCAGAACAAGUCUCGCCUGGUUGGCCCCAACUGCCCCGGUGUCAUCCGCCCCGAUGCCUGCAAGAUCGGUAUCAUGCCCGGCCACAUCCACACCCCCGGCCGCAUUGCCAUUGUCUCUCGCUCCGGCACCCUGACCUACGAGGCCGUGGCUCAGACCACCGCCGCCGGCCUCGGCCAGACCCUGUGCGUCGGUAUCGGUGGUGACCCCUUCAACGGCACCAACUUCAUCGACUGCCUGAAGCUCUUCCUCGCCGACCCCCAGACCGAGGGUAUCAUCAUGAUCGGUGAGAUCGGUGGCUCCGCCGAGGAGGAGGCCGCUGACUUCCUGCGCGAGUUCAACUUCUCCCUGCCCAACCCCAAGCCCGUUGUUUCCUUCAUCGCCGGCCGGACUGCUCCCCCGGGCCGCCGCAUGGGUCAUGCCGGUGCUAUCAUUGCCGGUGGCAAGGGCGGUGCCGAGGACAAGAUCCGCGCCCUCCAGAACGCCGGUGUCGUGGUCGCCGACUCCCCGGCUCGCCUUGGCUCCACCAUGCUGGAGCUCAUGCAGAAGCUCGAUGCCCAGAAGAAGUAAGCUCCCCAGCCUCACUGACCGCGUGGUGGCCCCCUCCCGCAUGGGUGGCUGACAGGUGCGCGUGAGUGCGCAUCUGUCACGCGUCUUCCCCUCCCCCCCCCACUCCCCCCCACUCCCAUAUGUGUUCCCCCACAGCCGGGAGAAAAAAAACAUACACGUAAAACACAUACAUAGCUCUUCCCCCCUUUCUGCCCUCUGGCACCGGCCAUUUUCAUGAUCGGAUGGCAGGGGGUGCUCUCCCCCUCCCCGCCUCUCUCCCCUUCUCCCCGUCUCUCCUCCUGCCCGCGGUGUGUCCUAUCUCCCUGUCCCCCACGCCGCGGCGUGGGCAGCUCAUACACCCCUCUCUAUAUACAUACAUAUAUACAUAUACACCUCCGCAUAUGGGGGCGCACAAAGGUGG
This is a messenger RNA of Fonticula alba, 1510 nucleotides long. RefSeq names its product succinyl-CoA synthetase alpha subunit. Gene Ontology annotation, cellular component: mitochondrion; succinate-CoA ligase complex (ADP-forming). Bases 34 to 1110 code for a protein of 358 amino acids. Gene Ontology annotation, molecular function: succinate-CoA ligase (GDP-forming) activity; succinate-CoA ligase (ADP-forming) activity. The record is from RefSeq and is a predicted model, not a curated record. The transcript is spliced from 4 exons. Lineage: Eukaryota; Rotosphaerida; Fonticulaceae. Gene Ontology annotation, biological process: tricarboxylic acid cycle.